Messenger RNA from Caenorhabditis briggsae, 1821 nucleotides. NCBI's taxonomy places the organism in Eukaryota, Metazoa, Nematoda, Chromadorea, Rhabditida, Rhabditidae. The transcript has 12 exons. Bases 1 to 1821 code for a protein of 606 amino acids. The record is from RefSeq and is a predicted model, not a curated record.
AUGUCCAAACCCGGUGAAACAUCUGGAACAUCGGUGCCAAAGUCAUAUGAACCAAGCAAAUCAGCUCUAGACAACAAAGAUCAAAUCGAAAAAGAAUUGAAGCGUCUCGUUGAUGAGCGGAAGGAAAUGACUGCCGAACCCAGUGGAACAUCUGAAACUUUGAUGAGGAAAUAUUCAAAACCAAGCAAGCCAGCUCUCUACAGUAAGAACUAUCACCGAAUUGAGGAAGAACUAAAACGUAUGGAACAAGAAAUAAGUGUCCAUGGUGAGGCAAGGAAAAUUGUGGACCAGGAUUUGCAGGAAGCAGCUGAAAGACUGGCGAUUCCUGGAGUGACUGCGCAAGAUUUGUUCCUAAUUAAGUGCAAAAUGGAAGUGAUAGAAAAACGUCAGUCGGUUGGUGUUUGGUUGGAGGCUGCGUCUCACAUUCCUUCAGCUGAGAAACCUGACCCAAUGCUGGAAGACCAUGCAGAUCCUGCAGAUCCGCAAACAGAAAAUGAAAAUCUUACAAUCCAAAAAUUGAAUUUGGUUUCGGCGGCAAAUAUUAGCUCUGCUCCUGCAACGGGGGCUCCUGGACCAUCCAAACCAGCUCCAGUGAACAAGAACCAUCAGCCUGCAGUCAAGAUGACAGCAAAAAAGAAAAGAACAGCUAAGAAGCGUAAAGGGAAGGGAAAACCACAGAUUUCCAACAUUCCACCGGUUCCAAAAUCCGUCUCUUCUGUCUACACCAGCCCAGCGGCGUCAGAGAAAUCAAAUGAUCCAGCACAACAAAACAAUCAGCUCUUGGAAUAUCCAGAUGUUCUGUGUAACGUUCCAAUGCAGUUUGCUCAACAUCCACCAGCCCAGCCAGCACCACUACCAGGCGAUGAUGAAUUACAUUACGUUCCAGAUGUUAUGAUUGGUCCCCAUAAUCAACAAGAAUGCGAGCACUGUAUUAUUCAAAACCAUCCGGUGAUGUAUCAACCGCCAGUACAAGCGGUGCCAAUCUAUGGUGUUCCGGCUUAUGCUCCACAGCCCCAAAUGCAGCUGCAGUAUGUUCGUCAACCAGGAUUUGAUCAGCCAGUACAAAUUUACGUGCCUGGUCAAGGUGUGAUGAACUAUGUGCCAUAUCACCUUCAAGAGGUUCCUGUUUACCAGCAAGUACAGUACCAUUUACAACCCGCACAAUACGCUUACCAACAGGUUCCACAAUUGGUGAUUCCAGAACAGUAUGAAAAUUAUCCUGUUUCAACACUCGAUCAGACAAUCGAAGCAGUGGUGGCAAAUCUUUCUACUCAAGUUCGCAAAGUUCUGACAAGUUCAAUGUUUGUUGGAGCUAAUGUGGACCUUAUUUCACUGCAACUUCAUGUUGUCGGAUCGGAAGAUCGUACCUCAUCUCUUUCCGGUCUACCAUUCCAUCACAAUGUCGGUGUCACCAACAUCUUCCACCAAAAUCCACCUCAGGUGCUUAUAAACGGUGGAGUCGAAUUGGCUAGUGGGUUUUUUGGGAACGGUCCAUUGACCAUGCAGUCGGUGUCGCCGCUAUUAAAACCAAUGAACACACGAAACUUCCGUUUGCCAGAUGAGGAUACUGCUUCAUCGAGCACUGGAACUGGAUACACUUCAAGAGAAACGUCUCCAGGAAAUGCGACGACUGCCAAUACCUCCACGGCUCGUGCUAGAGUUCCUCCAGCCCGCUUCAAUCGUCGUCCACAGCCAAAUCGAUCAGUGCCACAAAUGGGACCACAUCGGAUAUCCAAGCAACGUCUGCAUCGUGCACUUCGUUCGAGUGCGUCUUCGCGAUCCAAGGAGUUGACUACUAUCCCACAAUUGUCGGAAAAAUGA